Molecule: messenger RNA, 494 nt
Organism: Bursaphelenchus okinawaensis
Lineage: Eukaryota; Metazoa; Nematoda; Chromadorea; Rhabditida; Aphelenchoididae
Source: the annotation of a GenBank genome assembly
AUGAAUUACCUUCAAGUUUUAACUAUUGUUUCCCUGUCAACCGCCAUCUAUGCUAGUGAAUGCUACCAUGCAUUCGCUGAAAGAUCAAACCAAGAAGUCUGCAAAACUUCAGACGAUUGUAGCGACUCAUCUUCCGACUGUAUUUUCAGUGUGUCCACUGGAAAACACAUUUGUUGCGGAGUUAAAGAAGGCGCUACAUUACCUUGUAUGUCCAUAGCUUUAUUUUAGUGUUAAUUAGCGUUGCAACAAACAUAUUUAUUAUAGUCUCAUGCUCCAGAAAAUAAGCUUUAUCCUUGUUCUAAAAAAAUAUUUUAUUUUCAGCAUGUCCAUCAGGUAAACAAUUAUUCCAAAAUGGUCGAGGUCCAGCAUCGACUAUAAUCUGUGCGGCCCCUGAUGAAGAAGAUCGUUGUCCAGACGGGUUUGCUUGCGCUGAAAGUACCACUGACUUUGAGAAAAUCAACGGACAAUCAAACUAUGUUUGUUGUUCUGAAUGA